Pochonia chlamydosporia 170 is the source of this 384-nucleotide messenger RNA. RefSeq lists its product as hypothetical. The transcript has 2 exons. Lineage: Eukaryota; Fungi; Ascomycota; Sordariomycetes; Hypocreales; Clavicipitaceae. The record is from RefSeq and is a predicted model, not a curated record. Bases 1 to 384 code for a protein of 127 amino acids.
AUGAAGUUCACUCUCAUCUUCCUUACUACCGCCAUUGCUGGCGUCAUCGCAGCACCACCCCAGGAAUCCCGCGAUGGCUUGGGCGAGGCAGACCUCGAAGCCCGCGCUUCUUGCUGGAACAGAAGCGGCUGUGGUCGAGCUUGGAGUGGCAAGUGCGAGGACUAUUGCAAGCCCUACAAGUUCUCUCACAUGGCGAAGACCGACUGUGGCUGCAAAGCUGAUAUCAAGGUCACCAUGCGGUCUUUGGGAGCUUUUUGGGCCUGGGGCGGUGGCAGUAUGGCCUUCUCUACUGGUUCGGGUUGGAGAAACACGUCGUGGCAAGAUUGCAGAAGGGGUCUUGUAGGAGUUCCGGUUCUCGGCACUGUAAAUAUUUCCGAAUUGUAA